Messenger RNA from Vairimorpha ceranae, 1302 nucleotides. Its product is annotated as tubulin gamma chain. Gene Ontology annotation, molecular function: GTP binding; structural constituent of cytoskeleton. NCBI's taxonomy places the organism in Eukaryota, Fungi, Microsporidia, Nosematidae. Gene Ontology annotation, cellular component: cytoplasm; microtubule; gamma-tubulin complex. The transcript has a single exon. Gene Ontology annotation, biological process: mitotic spindle organization; mitotic sister chromatid segregation; microtubule nucleation. Bases 1 to 1302 code for a protein of 433 amino acids. The record is from RefSeq and is a predicted model, not a curated record.
AUGCGAGAAAUAAUUACUCUUCAAAUUGGACAAUGCGGAAAUCAAAUGGCAACAGAAUUCUGGAAAUCAAUUCUCAAUGAGCAUAAUCUUGAUAGUGAUGGUUCGAUUCUAUCCAACCAAGAUUUGAAUGACAGAAAAGAUAUAUUUUUUUAUGAAUCUGAUGAUAAUAAAUUUAUCCCUAGAUCCGUAUUGAUCGAUCUUGAACCUAGAGUUCUUUCUCAACUAUCUCCCGUUUUUAAUCGGGAAAAUAUCUUUAUGCCUAAUGAGGGAGGCGGUGCGGGCAAUAACUGGGCACAUGGAUACUACAUCGGUCAAAAACAUAAAGAUGAUGUUAUGGAAAUUGUUAGAAGAGAGGCAGAAGGAUGUGAUGCUUUGGAAGGGUUUUUUGUUUGUCAUUCUAUCGCAGGAGGUACUGGAUCUGGCUUUGGAUCUAUGACUUUAGAACAGCUACGAGAUGAAUAUCCAAAAAAUUAUACACAAACGUAUUCCAUCUUUCCUAAUAAUGAAGAAUCUUCAGAUGUUGUAGUACAACCUUAUAAUUCUAUAUUGACAUUACAACGACUUUAUGAAUUUUCAGAUUGUGUUAUAGUUAUGGAUAACACAGCUUUAGGAAAACUUACUUUAGAUUCUCUCAAGAUUGAUACACCAACUUUUAGACAUAUUAAUUCGUUGAUUGCCACAGUCAUGAGUGCAUCUACGAGCACAAUGCGCUUUCCAGGCUAUACUUUUUCUGAUUUUGCUUCUUUACAUACAUCGUUAGUUCCUUUAAAAAAUCUUAAAUUUGUUGUGCCAUCCUACACGCCGUUUACAUUCGAGUCAAUUAGUAAAAUAGUUCGUAAAACAUCUUGUGGUGACGUUAUGCGUCGGUUGCUUUUGCAAAAAACAAGACUUGCCACAUUUGAAAAUUUUAAAACUACAUCUGCAAUUUCUAUAUUAAAUAUUCUUAGCGGAGUUGAAGACGCAUCAGAUGUACAUAAAUCAAUUAUAAAAAUAAUGGAUAGAAAUUUAAUUCAUUUUGUACCGUGGAUGCAACCCAUUUUUAAUGUAUGUCUUUCUAAACAAAAAAGCAAGGCAUCGCGGGUAUCUGGAUUAUCCUUGUUGAAUACAACAGGUAUUUCUCAUUUAUUAAAUAAGAUUAUCGGACAAUUUGAUAAAUUAAGAAAACAAAAAGCUUUUAUGGAUAUUUACAAAAAAUAUGGUAUUGAAGUAGAAAAUUUUGAUGAAUGCAGAAAUAAUAUAUUAGGAAUAAUAGAAGAAUAUAAUUCUGCUGAACACACUUCAUACCAAGAGCCAGAGAUGUAA